Messenger RNA from Sorex araneus (European shrew), 279 nucleotides. RefSeq names its product protein S100-A12. Gene Ontology annotation, molecular function: calcium ion binding; RAGE receptor binding. The record is from RefSeq and is a predicted model, not a curated record. Gene Ontology annotation, cellular component: extracellular exosome; cytoplasm. Gene Ontology annotation, biological process: antimicrobial humoral immune response mediated by antimicrobial peptide; positive regulation of canonical NF-kappaB signal transduction; endothelial cell migration. Lineage: Eukaryota; Metazoa; Chordata; Mammalia; Eulipotyphla; Soricidae. The transcript has 2 exons. Bases 1 to 279 code for a protein of 92 amino acids.
AUGACAAAGUUGGAAGACUACCUGGAGGGAAUCGUCAACAUCUUCCACCAAUACUCAGUCCGAGAGGGGCAUGCUGACACUCUCACCAAGGGUGAUCUGAGGAAGCUGAUCAACAAGGAAAUGGCAAACAUCCUCAGCCAAUCCAAAGAUCCAGAUUCUAUUGACAAGAUAUUCCAAGAUCUGGAUGCGGAUCAAGAUGGGCAGGUCAACUUUGAAGAAUUUGCAAACCUGGUGAUCACCGUGCUACAGACAGCCCAUGAGAAUAUACACAAACCAUAG